Messenger RNA from Wallemia ichthyophaga EXF-994, 453 nucleotides. RefSeq lists its product as uncharacterized. The transcript has a single exon. NCBI's taxonomy places the organism in Eukaryota, Fungi, Basidiomycota, Wallemiomycetes, Wallemiales, Wallemiaceae. The coding region runs from base 1 to 453 and encodes 150 amino acids. The record is from RefSeq and is a predicted model, not a curated record.
AUGAAAUACAAAGACGCCCAAUCGCUCGAGUACAAAGCUCAAGUCCCUUCGUUUAUACGCAAAAUGAAGGGUGAGCGAGUGGAAGAAGAUGAGAACGCAGAUGGCGACGUAGGUGAUAUUGAAGAAGUCGAUGAAUUUGGCAGAUCCCGUCAGAAGCGCACAGAGCACAUUGAGCACGAGGAGGAGCAGGACGAGAGUGAUCCUAUCAAAGCGCUUAUAAAGGAUGGAGCACAGAUAGACAAUUUGGAUGUGUUACAAACGGCGGAAUCACCAACGCAGCAGGAAUCACCCAAGAAAACAUCUUCGGUAGGCCAGGAAGGCGUUAACUUUGGCAGCCAGGCAAAGAAACGCAAGACAAUUCUCGUUGAUAACACUUCCUCUCCUCAACUUUCAACUUCAAAACAGUCAAAGAAGAAAUCGAAACAAAAUAAAGGAUUGCUUUCGUUUGAAUGA